CGCAUUCGAACCCAACUUUUCCCCUCAGUCGGCGCAGAAUUCACUCGCUCUCCGUCCGCCAUGUUGGUGAGGGCGUUUGCGGCGCUGCGGCGGGCUCUCUCUCGCCGCCUGGGCCUCGGUCCCGGGAAGAGGAGGCUGAGCGGGGAAGGUGGAGGGCAAGCCGCCGCCGCCGCCGCCGCCGCCGCCACAAACUGCUUCCCGCUGAACCGAGCACUUCUCCGCCUCCGAGGCCCUGAGGCGGCGACCUUCCUUCAAGGGCUGCUGACCAAUGAUGUGACGCAACUUACGCCGCCGGGGGGCGGGGUUUCGUCGGCGCUUCCUCGCGCGCUUUACGCGCACGCGCUCAAUGUCCAGGGGCGUUGUCUCUAUGACGUCAUCCUGUACAGGAUUCAAAAGAACUCGCAAGAAGAGCCUCACAUGCUGCUGGAAUGCGAUGCCACCGUCUUGGACUCCCUUCAAAAGCAUUUGAAAUUGUACAAGAUCCGGAGGAAAGUAAACAUCACUGCCUGCCUUGACCUCUGUUUGUGGGCUGUCGUUCCAGAGGAACCGUCUGAGGAAGCGUCCCGUAAACUCCAGCAAUGUGCCAACAAAGCUGUGGUUGUUACGCCUGACCCCCGAGUGGAUGUUAUGGGCUGGAGGCUGAUAACCAGCCAAGGCACAGACCCACUAGAGAUUGUUCCUGGAAGCCACAUAGGAAAGGUUGAGGAUUACCAUAGGCACAGGUACAAACAAGGCAUCCCUGAAGGCAUUAAAGAUCUACCUUGUGGAGUUGCUUUGCCUCUGGAAUCUAACCUGGCUUACAUGAAUGGCAUCAGUUUCACCAAAGGCUGUUAUAUCGGCCAGGAGUUAACAGCAAGGACCCACCAUAUGGGUGUAAUCCGUAAGCGCCUGUUGCCUGUAAGGCUCUCGUCUCCUGUGCCUUCUGAAAGUAUUCCUGAUGGUGCUGAAGUGCUAUCAGAAUCCGGAAAGUCCGCAGGGAAGUAUCGGGCUGGAGGAGACGAGUUUGGAAUAGCGUUACUGCGACUGGCUAACAUACAUGAACCGUUGCAUCUAAAAUUACCAGGUGAUUCCCGCGUGAGCCUCACUGCCUCCAUUCCAAAAUGGUGGCCCAAAUCUGUCAAUAAAUAGAGUGACUUUGCAUUAAACAUCAUCUGCCUUCCUUGUUGAAGAUUCCUGAUGGGAUUGAAGUUCAUUCACGUCUUACUGCUGUCUCUGUUUUAUGAUUCAGUAUGAGUGAAGAUUGUGAAGGACAGACCGUUUCUAGUGGAUUAUAUCCAUUUUCAUUUACAGGGUGGACCAGAAUUCCUGUGGUUCGUCGUCUUCUAUCUGGAGAGCUUGAUUUCCUUUUAGUCUUCUGUAACACCUAUGCUUUCCUACACUUUCAAAAUAACCAUCCCUUUUCUCAAUACAGUGGGCCCUUGAUAUCUGCUGGGGUUUGGUUUCUGGACCAUCUGUAGAUACCAAAAUCUGUAGAUGCUCACGUCCCAAUAAAAACAGUGGCACAGUUACAUGAUGUCCCUUAUAAUCAAGCAAGGUUUGCUUUUUGGAAUGCAUACAUCUGAACAUUUUCAAGCUGUGGAUGCUUGAAUCCAUGGAUAAAGAAUCUGUAGAUAGGGAGGACCAAGUGUAUCUCCCUCCCAGAAGGGUUCUGCAUGACAGGUAAAAAAGCAAGCUCUACACAUCCCAGUCAGUGUUACUGGAGCCUUGAGUCACACGGUAGCCUCUUAAUGUGACACAUUUAUUGAAGCUUUUGUAAUCUUAUUAUGGCCCUUGGUUACAACAGCAGUGCAGCUGUUUGCAUCUGGAAGGGCCCUUCCAAACCAUGCUCAAAACUCAGAGCAGCCUGAAAUAAAGAUCCUGUCUGCUGGCAUAGUUAUACCAGAAGAGUUGGCAGUCAUCUGGCAGAAGAAAAGGGGCUGCAGGCACUAUACUGAAGGUGGGUGGCAGGGAAAGUGGUCCCCAUUAGGAGAUGUAAGUGCCCUGCUGGUGCUCAAGCUCUCAGAAGCUGGCAAGGCAGGUCAGCUGCAGUCAAAAAGAUGACUUGUGCCAUGUAAAUGUUGGAAAUUACCAGUAGAAUCACAGCCUUAGAAACCCUGGUGCUGCAACAUCCUCACUUUUUCAUCGGAGUAAAUUACUGCAUCGCUGUUUUCAUUUUGCUCUCUGGCAGGGGCUGUUGCAGUCUGAACACUGAGCCAAGUAGUCACUUCUGCAGGAAGGGUAAUGGGAACUGUAUAAUACACAUUAUGUUAAGAGGUCUUGUAGCACCUUUCAGACUAAAUGAAAGAAGUUGGCAGCAUGAGCUUUUGUAGACCUAACUCUGCUCCCUCAGAUGCAUUUGGACACACCAAAUGCAUCUGAGGAAGUAGACUUAAGUCUACAAAAGCUCAUGCUGCCAAGAUCUCUACUGAUCUACAAGAUCUCUGUGCUGAUUUUUACAGGCUCACCUGGCUAUAUCUUUGUAUAAUAUAUGUGAUUUUUAAAAAAAAACAAAUUGCUAUCAAUUGGAGUCUGAAGUGUGUAAAUGCAGAGAAAGGUUUUUGCAGCACAGUGCAGUUGUGGAGGGGUUCAGCCACACCUUGGAUCAACACUGUUUUGGUGGAAUUGCACAAUGACUUUUCAGAUGAAAUACUAUAAUUUUAUUUUGAACAUAAAGUAUUCUUUCUCCUUAACCUGAGUGACAUAAAGGAAUUACAUUAAAGAGAAUCACUACUCUAA
Sceloporus undulatus (fence lizard) is the source of this 2715-nucleotide messenger RNA. It is a transcript of the gene IBA57, whose product is annotated as iron-sulfur cluster assembly factor IBA57. Bases 61 to 1128 code for a protein of 355 amino acids. Gene Ontology annotation, molecular function: protein binding. NCBI's taxonomy places the organism in Eukaryota, Metazoa, Chordata, Lepidosauria, Squamata, Phrynosomatidae. The transcript has 3 exons. Gene Ontology annotation, cellular component: mitochondrial matrix. The record is from RefSeq and is a predicted model, not a curated record.